AGGAGGGUCCAGAGGUGCUGCUGGUGAAGGAGGAGGAGGAGGGUCUGGGGAACCCUGAGGGGACCAUAGUCAGAGAGGACAACCAGACUACACCUGAACCCACAGAGGAACCAACUGAGCAGCACAGGAUCACACAUAGUCUCACUGAGUCAGUAGACAUGGAGGCUGGGAAGCCUGAUCUGCUGCUGGUCAAAGAGGAGACAAUAGAAGACAGACCAGAGAGCAUUGACCUGCUGACUGGACUAAAGAUGGGGGAGCAAGGUGGUUGGCUGGAGGAUAACAGAGGCGACUGGGCGGCCAUAUUGGAUUACCAUACGGGUGCAGCCAAGGGCCCAGGGGACAACAUCACUGAGCAGGCCAGGACCAAAGGCGACAUAGUGGAGUCUGCAGUCCAUGAGGACCUGCUGAUAUCCGGUGUUGCUGGCUGGAAAUACUGGACCUCUGAGGUGGCUGGUCACAAACCAUGGCCCCGGAUCAGAACCGUAGAUCAGGGGCCAUCACUCUUCCUUCCAGAGUCGGAACAAGGACCGAACCACGAGGGACAGAGACUCCACCACACAAAACACAACCAGUGGACAGGGGGACUGAACAACCUCAGUCCUGGUGGUCAUCAGAGAGACAGAGCCUCAAGUCAGGGAUCCAGUCUGCAGCCCAGACCCUUCUCUUCACAGUCUCAGUGCAGGGAUGGAGCAGGGCCUGGGGCUGAUAGAGAUAGACCCUCCUGUUCCUAUGAUACAAACACCACAGUAUCCAUGAUGAACAGAGCAGGUCACCUUAGGCUUCAGCCUUCACAGAGAGUGGUGGGAGACCCCCCUGGUGGUAGUCUAUCAGGAAAUCUGUCUUCUCCUUCAGAGUCUCCUCUAAUGCCUGGUGACUGGGUUCAUAGAAAGCCUGGACCUGGGUCUAGCCUUCCUCAGUUACCUCAUGGUUACUCCACUAAUACAGACAAGGUCAGGAUGGGUGUUCACCACAAGAGGUACCUAGCCUAUAACACAGCACACAAUCCCAACAACACCCAAACAAUGGCUAGAGGUCAAGGAGGGAGCUCAAAGACUAACCAUCUGAGGGGGGUCGCACCUGCUUCUACCUCCUCUGGUGUCAUUGGGUCACAACGUGGGAGGCUGAGCGUUAGGACGGACGCCGACAAGCUUUACUCCUGCUCCACAUGUGGGAAGCGCUUCGCUGAGGCAAACUAUGUAAAGGAGCACCAGACCGUUCACACCAAGGAGAGGCCCUUUAAGUGCAAACUAUGUUACAAGAGCUUCUCCUUCCGGAGUAGCCUUAUCAGACAUAGGAGUGUCCACAAUGUGGAGAAAUCGGAGCAGUGUGGCUAGAGAGGGCUCCCGAGUGGCGCAGCGGUCUAAAGCAUUGCAUCUCAGUGCUAGAGGCAUCACUACAGAC
This is a messenger RNA of Salvelinus namaycush (lake trout), 1401 nucleotides long. RefSeq names its product zinc finger protein 205-like. Gene Ontology annotation, cellular component: nucleus. The record is from RefSeq and is a predicted model, not a curated record. Bases 159 to 1334 code for a protein of 391 amino acids. NCBI's taxonomy places the organism in Eukaryota, Metazoa, Chordata, Actinopteri, Salmoniformes, Salmonidae. The transcript has 4 exons.